AUGGCCAGAUUGAAACGCAAAGAGCCGCAGAGACAGACAAAGAAUAGCCGCAAGUGCAGCAAGCAGCCAACGUCUAUGCCUGGAUUGGGAACGCUAAACGCAGACAUCAUUAUAAACAUUAUCGAUCAAGCACACAGAGUUGGUCUGUAUGACAUAAGCCACUUGAUAUCGCAGCUCAAUCGACAUUUGUACGGGAUCGUCUACUCGUACCAUCGCUCCUUCUCGGCUCUCAGCCUCGACGUCGACGGCAGCGCAGCCAAAGUCAUUGGCAAAUUCGCUUUCAACCAGCUCAGAGGGAAGAGGGAUAGCAUUGAUCGUCUCAGUCUUAAUGUCAAGGCGAGCGCUGUACUCGAUACUCUGUACAGUACCGGCAUGUUCGACCUUAUCAAACAGCGCAUCGGCGACUGUACAGGCAUACUACAACACCUACAUCUCAAUAUCUACGACGGAAAGUCACAGAAGCUAUGCAUACCCGCUAAACACGUCUCUAUGGUUGCUAGCCCUACUUACGACAGCUACCCACUCUUGCAGGGUUUCAGCAACGCCACUUGGAAUAAAAGCAUAAAAUCUCUCACACUCACUAACGUCGAUUUUUCACCUGGUGCUAUCAGCCGUCUUUCCGAAUGGCCCGAGUGUCAAGAUAUCUGCCUCGAAUACAAUGGCAUUGUCGCUCCACGUAGUUCGUCUUCCCCCUUCUUCCGCAGAAACAGUGGCGGUAUUUCUACAACCAUACUCACUAUUGCCGACGGCUGCAGUUCCCUCCACAGCCUCUCCAUCGUCAACUCGACAUAUGCCAAUUUCUUUGAGACGGACAAGACUAAAUAUGGCUACCUUGCGUCAAUGUACUCACUUAAAGAGUUGCACAUAGUCCGGGUCAAUACCUUCACACUCCGAAUUUACACACCUAAUCUCGAAAAAUUAAAGUUGGAAUGCUGUACCGACCUCGACGCCCAAAUCAGGAAACUGAGUCCAUCAAUCACAUACCUCUCCAUUGCCUAUGGCUCAUUCAAAAAGAUGCCCCGCUUCAUCCGUUCAGAUCUCGCCAAACUGGAUAAGCUCCGUUCGUUGGAUGUUUCAUAUACGCAGGAUGAAUUUAUACAGUUUUUCUUCAAAGACAAGAAGUACAUUAGGGCAUUGAGCUCACUAGUACAUCUUAAUGUCAGUGGAACUGUGGUGAAUGGGGAGCAUCUCUACGAUUGCGUUGCUAAACUUAAACUCGAUCAACUCGUUGGAAUCGAUUGUCCAUUCAUAGACAAAUCAGAUCAGUACGCGCUUUCGAAGAAAAUCAAGAUUGUCUGGUUGGAUAAAGUUAAGAAGGGAUUUCAGUAUGACGACGAUAUAGUCUUCGAUAGAGUGCAUACAGCCGCAAUAAGAGAUAUGGGUCGCCGAUCGAAUGAAGCGUCUGAUUCAGAGUCGGAAGCUGAGUCGUAUGUAUCAGAUGCCGAGGAGGCAGAUUCCAAAUCUUCUAUUGGAUCUGAUGGAGAGGCUCAAGUAGAAGUGGAGGAGGAUGAAUACGAGAGUGGGCUCGAAAGCGAAGCUGAUGUCAAGCCUAUAAUAGCACAAGAACCAGCGAGAGUCAGAGGGAGUAAUUCACGAUACGAUUGGCGCAGACGUGAGCCGCCAUCACCACCCAUUACCCGUAGCAGCACGACAAGAUGA
Messenger RNA from Wallemia ichthyophaga EXF-994, 1659 nucleotides. RefSeq lists its product as uncharacterized. The record is from RefSeq and is a predicted model, not a curated record. NCBI's taxonomy places the organism in Eukaryota, Fungi, Basidiomycota, Wallemiomycetes, Wallemiales, Wallemiaceae. The transcript is spliced from 2 exons. Bases 1 to 1659 code for a protein of 552 amino acids.